GGCCAAUCUGAAGGCCGUGGGGAGAAAUUGAGAUCCAGGAUGGAGAGAAGUUAUUAGUGGGAAUUAAAGAGAUGGGCAGCUGUGAGAUCUACCCACAGACCAUCCAGUACAGUCCCAAUGGGAGGUUUGUAGCUGUGUGUGGUGACGGGGAAUACAUCAUCUAUACCGCCAUGGCCCUGAGGAGUAAAAGCUUUGGUUCAGCUCAGGAGUUUGUCUGGGCAAACGAUUCUUCAGUGUAUGCUAUAAGAGACAGCAACAACAUGGUCAAAAUCUUCAAGAAUUUUAAAGAGGACAAAGCGUUUAAACCUGAAUUUGGCGCUGAAGGUAUCUAUGGAGGUGUGAUGCUGGGAAUGAGAUCAAAACAUGGUCUGGCCUUUUACAAUUGGGACAAUACUGAACUGAUCCGCCGUAUUGAAAUCCAACCUAAACAUAUCUUCUGGUCGGACAGUGGGGAGUUGGUGUGUAUCGCUACACAUGAGUCUUUCUUUGUGCUUCAUUACCGGGCAGACAGAGUGACAGAAGCCCAGGAGUCCAAUGAAGAUAAGAGUCAAGAUGGGAUAGAAGAUGCUUUUGAGGUGCUGGGUGAGGUCCAACAUGUAGUGAAGACAGGACUUUGGGUUGGAGACUGCUUCAUCUACACCAAUUCUGUCAACAGACUAAACUACUAUGUAGGAGGAGAGAUCAUCACCAUUUCCCACAUGGACAAGACCAUGUAUCUGCUGGGCUACAUCCCAAAGGACAGCCGUCUUUACCUGGGAGACAAAGAGCUGAACAUUGUCAGCUUCUCCCUGCUGGUUUCAGUGCUGGAAUAUCAGACAGCUGUUAUGAGGAGGGACUUCAGCUUGGCCGAUAAGAUUCUACCCACAAUCCCCAAGGAACAGAGGACCAGGGUAGCCCACUUCCUGGAGAAACAGGGUUUCAGAAAGCAAGCUCUGGUUGUGUCUACGGACCCAGAACACAGGUUUGAACUGGCGGUGCAGUUGGGAGACCUUGAGGUUGCCCAUCAGAUGGCUUUGGAGGCACAGUCAGAGCACAAAUGGAAAGAACUGGCUGUGAUUGCAACUACAAAGUCCCAGUUCAGCCUGGCUCAAGAGUGUCUGCACCAAACUCAAGAUUAUGGAGGAUUACUGCUGCUAGCAACUGCAACAGGAAAUGCCAGCAUGCUGGACAAACUGGCCGAAGAGGCAGAAAUGAACAGCAAGGCUAACGUCACCUUCUUGUCUUAUUUUCUUCAGGGAAAACUUGAGAAAUGUCUGGACGUUCUCAUCAAAACAGACCGGUUGCCAGAGGCAGCAUUUCUGGCAAGAACACAUCUGCCGAGCCAAGUGUCAAGGGUGGUGAAGUUGUGGAAGGAAAGUCUGUUGAAGGUCAACCAGAAGGCAGCAUACGCUUUGGCUGACCCUUGCCAGUACAGCAACCUGUUUCCCGGCAUCCAGGAAGCCAUAGCUGCUGAACAGUACCUGAAGGAGACUUGUGUUAGGGUCAGACCCGCUGCAGAAUACCCACUCGUCACGCCAAAUGAGGAGCGCAAUAUUCUAGAUGAACAUACAGGUUUUGGACCAAAAGAAGACCGGAUUGAACCAGAGAUGGAGCUGGAGAACACAGAAGAAUCCAGUGGGAUAGCAGCAGUGACACAAACUGAACCCACAGAAGAAUCUGAUUCAGAAGAAUCAAAAUCAGAAAAAGAGGCCAUCUCAAAAUCAACAUCCGUUCUGCAGGGCACACUAACAGAGGAAUGUGUUGAAGAACAGCAAGCAAAACCAUCAUCCACUGACGCAAUUGACCAAGAAAUGGAAACACUAAACAAAACUACUGCUGAAUCAGAAGAAUCAGAGAUUUUCCCCAAAGAGCUAGGAAUGGAACAGUCCAGACCCAUGGAAGAUAUCAGAUCAUUAGUUGAGUUGAAUGUGCAGAUAACUCCAGCAGCUGAUGCUGAACAUACCGUCUGUAUUUCUGAAUCUCUGUCAUCUCGUACAGAGACGAAGAAGCAAACGCCAACAGAAGCUUCAAGUGAGGCAGUAGUGCCAGAAGCAACAGACACAGAGAACCUUCUUUUCACAGUAGAUACUGAUGUAAUACCAUCAGAAACAGAGAACACCAUUAUUUCUGAAGAACUAGAUGCAGAUUUUGUUUCUUCAGAAAUUGCAUCCAUCAUACAUUCAGCAGCAGCAGCAGAUGAAACUGCUGUUAUUAAGGGGCUCACUUCAGACUCAAAGCCAUCAGCAGCAACAGCUGCUGAGGAACUAGCCACUUUUGACCACGAUUCUGUAGAGCUAGCCAAAAAUUCAGCACUAGACACAAUAAUAGCACAGGAGCCACUGCCAUCUCAAGAUCCAGAGCAUGGAAAAGAGAAUGCAACACUCCAAGAAAAACCAGAGGAAAACCUCCAACCUGCUAAGGCAGAGAUCUUAGUCCCAACAGCAGAGCCCUCAGAGGAGCAGGCUGAUCCUGAGGGAGAGACAGCAGGCUGCGAGGAAGAGAUAAAUCUGGAUUUCAAUGAGCUGGAUCUCGAUACUUUGGACCUGGAAGACAUCGACACCACAGAUAUCAACCUGGAUGACGAUUUCUUGAACGAAUGACAACUUUUAUAAACCAGAUUUUUUGAAAGUAGCAAAAA
Thalassophryne amazonica is the source of this 2617-nucleotide messenger RNA. Its product is annotated as coatomer subunit beta'-like. NCBI's taxonomy places the organism in Eukaryota, Metazoa, Chordata, Actinopteri, Batrachoidiformes, Batrachoididae. Gene Ontology annotation, cellular component: membrane coat. Bases 72 to 2579 code for a protein of 835 amino acids. The transcript is spliced from 14 exons. Gene Ontology annotation, biological process: intracellular protein transport; vesicle-mediated transport. Gene Ontology annotation, molecular function: structural molecule activity. The record is from RefSeq and is a predicted model, not a curated record.